UCACAUUCACGAAGAUACUGAGAAUGUAUUCAGACAGGUGGAUUAUUCUUUUAGCCCUGUGGCUUACAUCUGCUUCCUCAAGUCAAGGAGUCUGUAAGAAACAAAGAGUCAGCGCUCUACUUGGCUCUUCUGUGGUCUUGCCCUGCAACUUUUCAUCAGAUGACUCCAGCUGGGUUGAAUGGACUCAGGAAGAUGGACCAAAUGUGGACCUGGUUCGUCUCUCAUCUAAGGGACGCAUUCUUUACCUGGACCCCAGAUCUGGGCGAGUGAAAACCUUUCCCCUCCAGGCUUCAGAGAGGAAAUACUCUAUCAUCAUUGAUGAGCUCCAAAACUCUGAUAUAGGUUCUUACUACUGCAGGAAGAGCAAUGAAUGCUUUGAAGUGAAGUUGUCCAAAGGUCAAGGAGUCUGUAAGACACAAAGAGUCAGCGCUCUACUUGGCUCUUCUGUGGUCUUGCCCUGCAACUUUUUAUCAGACGACUCCAGCUGGGUUGAAUGGACUCAGGCUAAGGAAGAUGGACAAGAUGUGGACCUGGUUCGUCUCUCAUCUAAGGGACGCAUUCUUUACCUGGACCCCAGAUCUGGGCGAGUGAAAACCUUUCCCCUCCAGGCUUCAGAGAGGAAAUACUCUAUCAUCAUUGAUGAGCUCCAAAACUCUGAUAUAGGUUCUUACUACUGCAGGAAGAGCAAUGAAUGCUUUGAAGUGAAGUUGAAGUUGAAAUACAAAGGUCAAGGAGUCUGUAAGACACAAAGAGUCAGCGCUCUACUUGGCUCUUCUGUGGUCUUGCCCUGCAACUUUUCGUCAGAUGACUCCAGCUGGGUUGAAUGGACUCAGGAAGAUGGACCAAAUGUGGACCUGGUUCGUCUCUCAUCUAAGGGACGCAUUCUUUACCUGGACCCCAGAUCUGGGCGAGUGAAAACCUUUCCCCUCCAGGCUUCAGAGAGGAAAUACUCUAUCAUCAUUGAUGAGCUCCAAAACUCUGAUAUAGGUUCUUACUACUGCAGGAAGAGCAAUGAAUGCUUUGAAGUGAAGUUGUCCGAAGACAAUGGUGAGAGGAGCUCAAAGAUGUAUCUUCUGAUCUCCAUCUGUACUGGUGCAGCUGCCUUGAUCCUCGUCAGCCUUUUGGGCUACUUCUGCUGUUUGAAAUGCAUUUGCCUUUCCAACAAAAAUGUGACUGAUGGUGUGAUCAUGACAGUCAGUGGAACUGCAGGUCCCAGUGCUCCACCACACGAAGGCGGCGUAAACGGACUUCCAACAGGAGGCAAUAAUCUUGACAAUAAUCUUGUUUAUGAAAAUGAUGACCAGUACUUAAACCCAUCCAGAAAUCCAAGUGGCCAAUCAGGAGCUGUGCAGCAUGGGAAUCAGCCUAAUCAGAGUGGGAUUGGAAUUUAUCCAAAUCUGGAUGAGUUCAAGUUUCAAAGAGCGGAAAGUCAGAGGACAAAGCAGAGAUUUCAUAUAGAGCUCUUCAGCAGGUUACGACAAGCCAGCAUAAAUCGCCAUUUUUAUGCGAACCAAGGAGAGAUCCGUAGGCAGCAAGCCAUGGCAGCACAAGCAGAGAAUAAUAGAGCAGGGAAGGGCAGGAGGAAACCCACAGACUCGUGUGAAUACAAAAACCCCAUUUACAACAGGAGCACAGACCAACUCAACCGACUCUAGACGAUUCAGGAGUCGGCUUUUUUUUUUUAUACUGAUGGAUAUUUACUGAUGAUGUUGUUUUUAAGUCUUACUUCAAUGUAUUUUUCUGUAUCUUGUUUCUUUAAAGCUUUUUAAUAAUAAUAAAAAUACAUAAAUCAUGAAUAAAAACUUGUUCUAAACUAUAUUUUUUUGUCUCAUGAAAGAAUGGAGGUGUAAAAUAAGACAUGGCUUUCAGAUUAAUGGCGUUUAGACACAGUGGUUGAAAGAAAUCAAGGUUUAUAUUUUGUCCACCUAAUUUUGAACAGGGUUAUGUGAAAGGUUAAGAAUGAAAAAUCACAACCUGUCUAACACGAAUAUUUUGGUGAGAAUGUAAAUGAGUCUUUACAGUAAGUCACAACAAAGACUGUCUUGUUUAAAUAUUUGAAGCUUGUUGGCUUCUGUGUCAAAUAUAAAGUUCUUCCUGAAAGACCUGUAAGUUAAGUAGUUCGGUCGUAGCUUUGUUCUAUUUGUAGCUACACCACAUGGUGCAGCGUCAUCUUGUCCCUGGCUGUUUUUCUAGAGGUACAAGAGGAAUCUGAAGCAGCUGACCUCUGAUAAUCUUGGCUAGGCAACCCAAAACAUGUAGAACACAAUUUCAUUACCAGAUCACGGCUUUGUACUUUGCUAUACAAAAGACUUUUCGUUCACGGUGGAAACGAGUCCAACACAGACUGUGCCUGUUA
Messenger RNA from Xiphophorus couchianus (Monterrey platyfish), 2356 nucleotides. Its product is annotated as polymeric immunoglobulin receptor. The coding region runs from base 24 to 1655 and encodes 543 amino acids. Gene Ontology annotation, biological process: negative regulation of T cell proliferation; immune response; cellular response to lipopolysaccharide. Gene Ontology annotation, cellular component: external side of plasma membrane. Lineage: Eukaryota; Metazoa; Chordata; Actinopteri; Cyprinodontiformes; Poeciliidae. The transcript is spliced from 13 exons. The record is from RefSeq and is a predicted model, not a curated record.